Messenger RNA from Solenopsis invicta (red fire ant), 897 nucleotides. RefSeq lists its product as uncharacterized. The record is from RefSeq and is a predicted model, not a curated record. Lineage: Eukaryota; Metazoa; Arthropoda; Insecta; Hymenoptera; Formicidae. The coding region runs from base 298 to 612 and encodes 104 amino acids. The transcript is spliced from 2 exons.
UCUUGAGUGUUUCCGGUAUCGAGCAACGGUGUCACCUCAGAUCUUCUCAAUUGAUGAAUUUAUAACUACUUAAUUCGUGACAUCCGGUUAUUGACGUGAGAGUCACCGAAUUCUUGGGAUCGGGGUGAGAUCACCGUCGCUCGCCCGUUAAUUAGAAUAUCCGCUGGUUGCGAAGGAAAGAAUCGUUACUCCGCAGGACGUAACAACUGUAAUAUCGUAAGAAAAGCACUACUUGAAGACAAUCAAGCUGAUAGCGAAGAAAGAAACAAUAAUCUUGUAAAUUCAAUUAGAAGCAAUAUGUAUUUUGAUACAAAUUUAGAGAAAUGGGAAUUGAUACCACCUGAUACAAAUGCAUCUUUACAUGCUUCACAUCAAGAUGACAGCCAAACAGGUUUCAAUCAGUCUUCAAUUAAAACAGUUGGAUUUUCCAGUACAUCAUCAUUGUCAUCUGAAGGAUUUGGAUGUGACUUAGAAAAUUUUGAACCUGUUUCUGAAAAUUUAACUUUUGUGACUAAAAAAAGAACGCGAUUAGAUAACGAGUCCAGUUUACGUAAAACGUGGGGCAAUGAAGAAAAAGUCAUGUGUUAUGGAAAAAGCAGUAGAAGCAUUUAAAAAAAUAAGUAGUGAGUAAAUGCCACAAAUUCAGCAAUCAAAGCUUCAUCAUACUACUGAUGCUGAACAUCUGGGUUUAUAUAUUGCUGCUCGAUUAAGAGAAAUGAAACCAGAUAUACGUUUGCGUUGUGAAACAAAGAUUAUGACAAUUCUCACUACUUUUGCAAGUACCGAAACACAAGAGUAAAUAAUACAGCGUGAGUGCUAUAGUUUUGCUGUUUUUACUAAAUUUUAUAUGUUCAAUUUUCUGUUUAUUUAAUAUAGAAUGUUUUUUUUCUAUUUACA